UCUCCAGCGGUAUGAAUCUCUCUCUCAAUCUCGCCCCCAAUCCCUCUCUCUCUCUCUCUCUCUAUCUAUCUAUCUACACAUACAUAUCAUACGAGGAAGCUCUGGUUCGACUAAUUCGUCUCAUCCUCGUACAGGAAGACAUAGAACAUUUUGGAGAUGUCGGUUCUCUGGAUGAUAAUAUGGAUUCAUUUCUGUCGCAUGAUGGAGGAGAGGGAAGAGAUCUGUAUGGCACCUUAAAACCAGGUCUUACUAAGCAUAAAACAGAGUCUUCUAAGGGUUUUUCCUUUGGGGAAGUUGGUUGUAUAAGGACAAGGAAUAAAGUUACCUGCUGUCAUUUUUCUUCAGAUGGGAAGUUGCUAGCUAGUGCUGGACAUGACAAGAAGGUUGUCCUCUGGAGUAUGGAUACACUGAAAACAGAAAUCACACCGGAAGAACACCAAUAUUUGAUUACAGAUGUACGUUUUAGGCCAAAUUCGUCUCAGCUAGCAACAGCGUCAUUUGACAAGUCUCUGCGAUUGUAG
Messenger RNA from Camellia sinensis, 521 nucleotides. Lineage: Eukaryota; Viridiplantae; Streptophyta; Magnoliopsida; Ericales; Theaceae. The record is from RefSeq and is a predicted model, not a curated record.